This is a messenger RNA of Penicillium canariense, 1650 nucleotides long. Its product is annotated as autophagy-related protein 17. Gene Ontology annotation, biological process: autophagy of peroxisome; autophagosome assembly; autophagy of mitochondrion. The transcript has a single exon. Lineage: Eukaryota; Fungi; Ascomycota; Eurotiomycetes; Eurotiales; Aspergillaceae. Gene Ontology annotation, molecular function: molecular adaptor activity; protein kinase activator activity. Gene Ontology annotation, cellular component: phagophore assembly site; Atg1/ULK1 kinase complex. The coding region runs from base 1 to 1650 and encodes 549 amino acids. The record is from RefSeq and is a predicted model, not a curated record.
AUGGCGUCCCCUCAAUCUUCAUUAGACCCCGCAAAUCAACGUGGCGGCCCAGAGUUCUCGGAAAGUAAGGCUAUGCCUCAACUGGAUACACUCAUCUCGCAGCUCGUCGCAGCCAAACGCUCCCUCUCCUCGAUCAACCAUGUCUGGCGCGCCAACGAAAUCGUCACUGCGGCACGUUCGGCCCUCGAAGAAAGCGUGAUUAUGUCAUCGAGGACAGGCUUCCUACGUCGUGGACUUGAUAAUCAACUGCGACUGCUUUACGAUGUUCGGUCGGAGGUGGAGCAUAUCUCGUUUCGUGGCCGAGAGGGCUUCUCAGAUGCUUUGAGAAGCCUUGAUGUCGCAGAUGCUCGUCUCCGAGGUACAUUGGAUCUCUUGCGAAAUACCAUCGUCCAUGCUUCAUUUCGGCCCAGGGAUGAAGAACCCAAGUCUCUACACGACUUCGUCGACGAGCGAGGCGUCGAAGAGCUACAUGCAGCCAUGAAAAGCUCCAUUGACAGGACAAAUGCUGCACUGGCAGAACUUGAUACAUCUAACCGCGAGUUUGAUGACGAGCUUCAUUCGAUCAAACAAGCACUUCGCCAUUAUCGAUCGGCUACUAAGCUAGCCUCUUCACGAGCCUCUACAGCUUCAUCUUCAUCCUCGACAUCAGACUCAGAUCUGCUCGCCUUAUCGACGAUGCCCAAAAUGCUCCAGUCAUUGGAGGGUCAUGCACAGGAAAUGGCUGGUCUUCUUGAAUCCCUCGUUCGCCACUUUGAUCUUUGUGUUACUGCCGUGAAGCACACGGAAGGUGGGGGUGCGGCCGCUCGAUCUAUUACCGGAGAUAUGCCAGCGGAAGUCCAGACGAGUAAUGAUGCGAUGCCACACAUUGGCGAGGAAAUCCAUGCAAAUUUGAAUGCUCCUCUAGACCCGCUAAGUAAUUCAGAGUACCUGGAGAUGGUGAAUGUGCUCCUGAAAGAUGCCCUCGAAGCAGAGGACGUUGUGAUGGAAAUUCAAGAUCGCAUUAACGAAAUGGAAUCGAUCCAUGAGCAAGUGAACGCACAGCGAGAUGUGCUCUUAGCGAUCUCGAAUGCCACGCUCGAGGUCCAUCGGCACCUGUCAACCCUGGCGUCGACCCGCCUACCGCAGUACAUCUCUCAGGCACACAACUUCACCGGGGUCUGGAACGAAGAAAAUGACCGUAUAAAUACCGGUCUAAUUGAACUAUCUGACCUACAUUCUCUCUACGAUGGGUUCCUGAAUGCUUACGACAGCCUGAUUCUUGAGGUCAAUCGCCGGAGCCAGAUUCGCUCUCGUGUGGAAAAGGUCCUUCGAGAUACAAGGAACAAACUAAACCAUCUGUAUGAUGAAGACGUUACUGCACGUGAAGCAUUUCGCGUUGAACAGGGUGAUUUCCUCCCGUCAGAUAUCUGGCCAGGCAUUGGCCGAGCUCCCAUGCAAGUCCAGUUUCUGCGUCUUGCGGGUGGUCAGCUAGAAGGUGUUCUUCAGGAAUCACAAGGCCCCGAACUGCCGAUUGAAGCCCAAGCAGCCGCAAGCACGAAGCCCAAUGCUAUCGAUGAUACCGCAGAGGGUGAAGCGAUUCCAAGCCUGCCAAAGGAUGUCAUUGACCAGGCAUAUACGCGACUCAAAGCGCGAACACGGGCCUUUGCUUAA